AUGAUCCAGGACGCAAUAACACAGAACAAACUCUUCACAGAGACGAGAAUCCCAUCAUUGUACUCAGACUUCAAGAAGCUGGAGCAGAUCAACCCGGACGGCUAUGAGGCCAACCUUAUCGCGUGGAAGUUGCUUAUUCAACAGUUGUUCCAUGGCGGGCACCUCUCCAAUUGCUUUGUAUUGGAUACCACGGGGUUGCUGGAUGAAUUGACGUUGGCACACCACGGCAAGCCGAUGUGUGUUGACCUGGUGUUGGAAACAAUGGUCAAGGCCGGUGAUUUGAUUCCCUGGUCUGUAUGGACGUCAUCGCAUGAUGGGAUAUACGCUAAACAUUGGGUGAAGCCUGUGGUGUCAUGGGCCAUUAACAGGUUCGUAUGGGAUACAAGCUAUAAGCUGAGUGAUAAGAAGGGGCUGAAAGCGGAUAAGCUUGUGAAUAAAUCCAUGCUCGAGGGGUACACGAAGGAACUCUUCAAACUGAUAUCCAACAAGCGUCAUGAGCUCUUGUUUGAGAAAGACCAGCUUAGACAUUUUUUGAAUGAACACCCAGUAGCAGUUGAAGGGGUCAAGAGGCAACUGUCUGACUUGGACUACGAAGUAUUGCUGACAUUCCUCAAAAGAGACCUUCACAAGGUGCAGAUUAGAGAUGGCAUUGUGAAGUUUGGAGAGGAUGAAAUCACUCCAGAGGAUAUUGGUAUAUGUGAGAUCAAAACCACUAUAAAGAGAUUAGAGGACAAGAAUAACGAGCUGCAAUCAAAGAUUGACAGCACAAGCGUAAAACUGAAGCAAUCUUUGGCUAAUAAGAGCAACAAACAGCUCUCUUUAAACCUGCUCAGAUCUAAAAAGAUUGCAGAGCAAUCUUUGAGCAAACAGCUAGCAUCGUUAACUCAGUUAGAGUCGGUGAUGUACAAGAUUGACGAAUCAUCCUCAAACUUACAAUUGCUCAACGCCUUGGAGAAAGGUUCUGUUGUUCUGAAGAGCUUAAACACCCAGUUAGGUGGUGUAGAACGUGUUGAGGCAAUAAUGGAUGAGAUCGAAGAUCAGAAGUACGCAGCUGAUAAGAUCACUGAGGAGAUCACCAGAUUGGACGAGCAAGUAAAUGAUGAAGAGGUAGAGGAGGAACUGGCGAAGAUGCUAGCAGAAGAGACAUCAAAGGAUAAGGAAACAGAAGAGAU
Molecule: messenger RNA, 1172 nt
Organism: Williopsis jadinii
Lineage: Eukaryota; Fungi; Ascomycota; Saccharomycetes; Phaffomycetales; Wickerhamomycetaceae
Gene: CHM7
Product: phosphatidic acid-binding protein CHM7
Exons: 1
Biological process (GO): late endosome to vacuole transport via multivesicular body sorting pathway; vesicle budding from membrane
Cellular component (GO): multivesicular body; cytoplasmic side of plasma membrane; ESCRT III complex
Source: RefSeq, a predicted model, not a curated record